Molecule: messenger RNA, 3471 nt
Organism: Chaetomium fimeti
Lineage: Eukaryota; Fungi; Ascomycota; Sordariomycetes; Sordariales; Chaetomiaceae
Exons: 10
Coding region: 1-3471 (1156 amino acids)
Biological process (GO): CTP biosynthetic process; pyrimidine nucleobase biosynthetic process
Cellular component (GO): cytoophidium; cytoplasm
Molecular function (GO): identical protein binding; CTP synthase activity
Source: RefSeq, a predicted model, not a curated record
AUGACGCGCUUCGCAGUCCUCGUCGCCGGCACCGCCGUCCUGCUCGCCCUCCAAGCCUUUGCCAGUCCUUCCGGUCUCUCGCACGAGCCAAGGCUACGACCACCGCGGAAACACCAGCCGUGCGACCGGUCAUUCUUUGCGUACGUGCUGCCUCGCGGUGCAGCCCUAGAAAAUGUCACGGUCGUGCGGGAUGGUGAUAGCUACGGCGAGGGGGAGGCCAACGUCGCGUAUCCCAAGAACCCCACCCAUCUCCCGCCGCUUUGCGCAGUUACUGUCCGGGUGAAGAGCUCGGCGACGAGCAGCUACAGGUUUGGUUUGUUUCUGCCAGAUGAGUGGAACUCGAGGUUUCUCGUCGUAGGAAAUGGGGGGUUCGCAGGGGGGAUCAACUGGCUCGACAUGGCGGCCGGCCCGCGCUACGGCAUGGCCUCGCUCUCGACCGACACCGGGCACAGCUCCAAGACGACCAACACCACGUGGGCGCGGAACCAGCCCGAGAAGAAGGCCGACUGGGGCUGGCGCGCCAUGCACGGGUCGACCGUGCUGGGCAAGAAGCUCGUGCGCGCCUACUACACCCAGCAGCGGCUCAGCUACUCCUACUACAGCGGCUGCUCGACGGGCGGGCGGCAGGGGCUCAAGGAGCUGCAGAACUUCCCGGACAGCUUCGACGGCGCGCUGAUCGGAGCCGCCGCGUGGUGGACGUCCCACCUCAACACCUACGUCACCCAGGCCGGCCUGUACAACCUCCCCGAGACCGACCCCAAGCACCUCGACGACGACGACGUGGCCCUCAUCGCCGACGAAGUCACCCGCCAAUGCGACGGCCUCGACGGCGUCGAAGACAGCAUCAUCAGCAGCCCCGAUCUCUGCCAACCCAACCUUGACACCCUCCUCUGCCCUACCACCAACAACAACCCCGACCCCAACCCCAACACCGACGACAACAACCCCCCCAAAUGCCUCUCCCGCGCCCAACUCACCACCGCCCACAACCUGUACAGCGACUACCGCUCCCCCACGACCAACGAAUUCCUGCACCCCGGCCUGACCCCCGGUUCCGAGCCACAAUGGUACGUACUCAUCAACGGCUCCGAACCGUCCCCCUACGGCGUCGGCUACGCGCGCGACUUCCUCUUCGACACCACCAACCCCCCCACCGACCCCUCCAAAAACACCACCACCUGGGACUGGCGCACCUUCAACGAGACCGUCCUCCACCACGCCGAGACCCACGACCCCGGCCGCGCCACCGCCGACGACUAUGCCGCGCUGGCGGCCGUGCGCCGCAGGGGGGGCAAGGUGCUGCUGUAUCAUGGUACGGGGGACGGGCUGGUCCCGACCAAGGACACCGAGCUGUACUACCGGCGCACGGUGGAGGCGCUGCGCGCGGGGCGGCGGUGGUGGUGGUGGGGGUGGCCUGGGUCGGGGUCGUUGGGGGGGUUAUGGCGGUGGGAUGAUGGCGGGGUGGGUGAUUUUUUGAAUAUGUUUCUUGUGCCGGGGAUGCAGCAUUGUGCGGGGACGGAGGCGGACGCGCCGUGGAGUUUUGGGGCGGCGUCGCAGGCGGGCGCGCUGGGGAAUGAUACGUGGUCGGUGCCCGGGUUUGAGGAUGCGCGGCAUGAUGCCCUGUUGGCGUUGGUGGAUUGGGUCGAGGAGGGGAGGCCGGUUGAGCAGCUUGUCGCGACAACGUGGGAGGACCCUACGGAUCCGGCGUCGGGGGUUAAGAGGCAGCGGCCGAUUUGCGCUUGGCCCCGGCGCGCGGUUUGGGACGGGAGGGGGGAUGUUGAUGAUGCCGAUAGGGUUGGGAAGGGCAUCAUCGCCUCAUCCACGGGCCUGCUCCUGAAAACCCUCGGCCUCCGCGUCAGCUGCAUCAAGAUCGACCCGUAUGUCUCAGUCGAUGCGGGGCUCAUGGCCCCCGCCGAGCACGGCGAGUGCUUUGUCCUAUCCUCUGGCGGUGAGGUCGAUCUCGACCUCGGCAACUACGAGAGGUACCUCUCGGUGCGUCUCACAAGCGAGCACAACAUCACCACCGGCAAGGCCUACUUGAAUGUCAUCCAGAAGGAGCGCCGCGGCGACUAUCUCGGAAAGACCGUGCAGAUUGUGCCCCAUGUGACAGACUCGAUCAAGGAGUGGAUCAGGCGUGUGUCUAAGAUCCCGGUUGACGGCUCAAACGAGGAGCCUAAUGUGUGCAUCAUCGAGCUUGGCGGUACCGUCGGUGAUAUUGAGAGUGUAAUGCGCCACGAGGCCGGGGCUGGCAACUUCCUGAGCAUUCACGUCUCCUAUGUUCCCACGGUACACGGAGAACAAAAGACCAAGCCCACGCAGCACGCCGUCAAGUCAAUCCGAAGCCACGGUUUGAUCCCCGAUAUCGUCGCCUGCCGCUGCGAAACACCCCUCGCCGAGUCCACCAUCACCAAGCUCGCGCUCCACUGCCAGGUCGAGGCGGAGCAGGUCCUCGUCGUCCGCGACAUGCCGACCAUCUACCAAGUUCCCCUCCUCCUUCGCGAGCAGAAGCUCAUCCCCCAGCUCCGAACCAAACUUGCUCUGGAUCAGAUCACAGUCUCGCCCGAGAUGGCCGCGCAAGGUACAGCACUCUGGGAUCUGUGGACGUCGGUCGUCACGCCCACGUACCAGGACGAGGUCAAGAUCGCGCUUGUCGGCAAGUACGUCACGUGCCACGACGCCUACAUCUCGGUCGUUAAGGCCUUGGAGCACUCGGCCAUGACAAUCCGCCGGAAGCUUAACCUGAUGUGGAUCGACUCGGAGGAUCUCGAGCCGACGACCGGGGGUGGGGCCGCGCAGGCCAAGUACCACAAGGCGUGGCACGACAUCUCCACGGCCUCCGGCAUCAUCGUCCCGGGCGGGUUCGGACACCGCGGGACCGAGGGCAUGAUGAGGGUGACCAAGUGGGCCAGGGAGAACAGCAUCCCAUUCCUGGGUGUCUGCCUCGGCUUCCAGGUUGCGGCGAUCCAGUUUGCGCGCGAUGUGUGCGGCAUGCCCGAGGCCACGUCGGAGGAAUUCGACGCCCAGGCCAAGGACCGCGUGGUGGUCAACAUGCCCGAGCUCGACCGUCAGAACAUGGGCGGCACCAUGCGUCUAGGCCUGCGGAAGACCAUCUUCCAGCAGGACACAGAGUGGUCGCGUGCGCGGUCGCUGUACGGCGGCGUCGAGGUUAUCGAGGAAAGGCACCGUCAUCGGUAUGAGAUCAACCCUGAGCUCGUCGAGACGCUUGAGAAGGCUGGUCUCCACUUUGUGGGCAAGGACGAGACGGGCGAGCGGAUGGAGAUUUUCGAGCUGAAGGACCACCCCUUCUUUGUUGGGACGCAAUUCCACGCCGAAUACCAGUCGCAAGUCGUCCACCCCAGCAGACCGUACCUCGGCUUCAUCGCCGCGAGCGCGGGCUGCCUGGACGACGUGCUGAAGCAGGAACCGGUGGAGCGGUUCAAGAACGUCACACUCCUGAACGGCACUAAAUAA